Mya arenaria is the source of this 4358-nucleotide messenger RNA. Its product is annotated as hyaluronan mediated motility receptor-like. The record is from RefSeq and is a predicted model, not a curated record. NCBI's taxonomy places the organism in Eukaryota, Metazoa, Mollusca, Bivalvia, Myida, Myidae. The transcript has 21 exons. Gene Ontology annotation, molecular function: hyaluronic acid binding. Gene Ontology annotation, cellular component: membrane. The coding region runs from base 80 to 3394 and encodes 1104 amino acids.
CAAAAUCAAGUUCAAAAGUGUUGGCGGCUGUAAACAAGACAGAAAAUGUUAUUUUGAUCCGAGUUUUAUAGAAAAGAAAAUGUCAUUCCCAAAAGCAUCAAUCAAACGUUUCAAUGACAACCAAGGUUGUGCUCCCCCACCUGGCACUUAUGACCCAAAACAGUGUGAGAAGGCUGCUGGGUUUGUUGUCGACAAGACAGAGAGAUUUAAAAUUCCAAAAGCGGAGCAAACUUUCAAUGUAAGCUCAUUCACCUCUACAAGCACUCCAAACAAGAAACCUCCACCACCACCAAACAAAAAGCCUCUAACAACAGUGGACCAGAGUCAAGUGAAAGAAUUGGAAAAAGAGAUUCGCAAGCUAGUUAAGGAGCGGACAGAUCGAGAAAAGCUGCUAUCACAAAAGGAGGAAGAGUUGCGGAAACUUGAUGGGCGACUGCAUAAUGCCACAUUGGAAAGGAGCUCCCUCCAGGCCCGCAUUGCUGGAGCUGAGAAGGAACUGAAAGAGGCUAAGAAAUCCAAUGAUCUUCUCAAAAAUAGGGUGUCAACGAGCGAGAAUGUCGGUCGGAAGUAUGAGGAGGUGCAGGCAGAGGUUACCACACUCCGAGCUGCCGUACGAGAGAAGGACGGGGAGAUCACUCGGCUACGGGAACAGCUGGAGGCAACCCUAGCGACACUGGUAGGGGAGGUGGCAUGGUUGGACUCGAGCUUGGGAGGUUUGGAGGGAAUGUUGUCUAAAGAUGGAAAGGGAGAGGACAUGUCCCAAAUGAAAGCUGAUGGUACAGUUUCCUCACCAACGAGGACCAGGAAAACUGCAGAUAUUUUGAAGAGGCUACAGAAUGAAAAGCUUACAACAGAUGAAAAGUUCAAGCUUGUCAAGAAAGCAUACGAGGUUCUCCAUGCCCGGAUGACAAGUGUAUUCCAGCGAUUAGAGAGCCAAACUAGCGAGUUGGUGGGCCAGUAUGAGGGUCUUGUGUCUACAAACAGCCAGCUGAAGGCUGCAGUACAGGACAUACAGGGACAGUUACAUGAGGCACUGCAGGCCAGGACAGAACUGGAGACUCACAGGAAGAACCUUGAAGAGAACACCACCUUUUUACAGACACAAAUUGAAAGUCUCUCAAAUGACAAUAACUUCAUGAAAGACAAUAUAAAGUCACUAACAGUUAAUAUUGAAGAGCUACAAGUUGACAAAUCACAACUACAGCUGCAGUUUGAUGAUUUACAGCAGGUACAUGAAACAGCAGUGAAAGAGAACUGUGAGAAAUUGAGGUUUUUGGAAGACAGGGAAGUUCUUGUAAGUCAAUCCACUUCUGGGCUUCAUGAACGCAUUGUCGAAUUACAAGCGGAAAAUGAAGACCUGGCUGCAACACUUAAGGAAACUGGUGAAUUACUUAGCAGGACUAAGGAAGAAAAUGCCAGGCUUGAAGAAAUGUUCGAACACGCUGAAUGUAAAUGGCAGGGUGAGAAAAAGCAUCUUCUGAUUCAGGUGGAGGAGCUUGUCAUUCAGAAAUCCAUGGUGGAAAGUCAGUUGACUGAUACAGAAGUUAAGGUGAAGUUACUGGAGUGUGACCUUGUAGAUCAGAAGGCUUACACAGAGGAACAGAUACAAAAUUUGCUUGGACAGUUGGAUGGUGAGAAAGCAGAGCUGGUUCAGUUACAGAACAAACUUGGAGAUCUUGUGUAUGAGAAAUCUCAGUUGCAUACAGAGAUAGGGCACCUGGAAGCACAGAUGAAGCUAGUCAAAUGUGAGGUUGAUGAGACAAAAUGUGAAGCAGAUAAGGUUGUGGAUAACUUGAAAGAACGUCUUGAGAAGUUAACCCUUGAAAAAACAAAAUCGGAUGAUAAAACCACGGAGUUGAAAAAUCAGAAUGAAACACUACAGUGCACACUUGAAAAAUUCCAAUCAGACUUUGAUGACUUCUCCGAGAAGUGUUCUUUAGAGAAAAAUGAUGCACAAAGUCGGGUGUCAGACUUGAUCAGCGAGGUGGACGGGUUGAGGGAACAGCGGGACCAGAUGAGUCAUGACCUGGAGGACAUACAGCUUGAGAAGGCAGAAGUUGAUAUGGAGGUGGCCAAGCUGCAGUGUAGGAUCAACGUGCUUGAAAUGGAGAGUAACCAGACUCGUGAGGAGUAUGAGGAACAGUUAGCUCAUAACCAGGAUGAGAUCUCGGCCAUUAGGGGAGAGAAAGAGCAGAUGGAACGUGACAUGGAACGACACGGCAUUGACCUCCUCACCAAUGCCUCUCAGAUCCGUGAACUCCAGGAACAGCUGCAAUUUAAAACCAGUGAGUGUGGUAGGCUAGAAGCUGAGAUUGAGGGCCUCCAAGACCAGCUGAAGGGGAAGGAUGAGGCCCUAACUGGGGUCCAGGCUGACCUUGCUGACCUACAGAAGUCUUAUGACCAGAAAGUGUGUGAGAUUGAGGAGCUGAGCCAGGAGACGGACAGGCUGGCAGACCAGCUACAGACUCAGGGGGAGAAAUAUGAGGACCUUGAGAGUCAAUACCAGCAGGCGAGGGCUGACUUCCUCAAGCGUUGUGAUGAGCGAGAUGAACUAUCAAGAAAGAAUGAGGCCAAGGAUGCCAGCAUACAGAUCAUGUCUACGCAGUUGAUAGAGCUGGAAGAAAAAAUGAAAACUCAGGAUGAAAGGCACAUGCAGGAGCUGAAAGAGCAAGAUGCGGAGCUGACUGCAGCUAAUCAGAAGGUCUCCAACUACAAACAGCAGAUCGUGGACUACAAGGAACACCUACAGACGAAGAGUGAAGAAGUUGAUGAGCUUCAGCUGCGUGUGGAAGAGCUUGAUGCAGAGAUCACAAUGGCAGCCCGCGAGGCUGUGGACUACUGUGAACGCAUUGACAUACUGAAGAGUGAAAAGGAGGUUGUUGAGGUUCAGAAGUCUGCCCUGGUAGAGGAAUAUGAAAAACAGCUGACUGAGCUAAGGGAUCAUGUGACAGGAGCAACAAAUACGCACGAGAUAGAACAGGAACUGGCAAGAUACCGUCAGCUGUAUGAAGAUCUACAGGCCAAGGUUGAACCCUUCAUGGACCAGUUGGAUGCUUUCGAGGCUGAGAAAAACAUGCUGCUUGGUCAAAACAAGGAUGUUCAAGCUGAGAUAGAGAAGCUGGGUCGGAACUACGCCCAACUGCUGGGACAUCAGAACCAGAAACAGAAGAUCAAACACAUUGUCAAGAUCAAGGACGAAAACGGCACUCUCAAAAAGGAGAACUUUUCCCUGAAAGAGCAGGUGGAGAAACAGAAGCGUCACAUUCGGAAGCUGGAGGAGAAGACUGUCCCACGGAGGUUUGCUCCAGAAAAGGCCUUCCAACAUGGGAAGGAGAACAUCACAGGACCAGCACCCACAGGAAAAUCCCCCUUGCGAGAAGUGAACAGAAAAUGAAGCGACAGACUUCAGGGAAAUAACAGCUGACAUGAAGGCUGUCGACGAUGUAAAUAUCUGUAUAAUAGUUUGGUCUUACUUAGUGAUUAGGGAAAUGUUUAAAAAUUACCUUAAAACAUGCAGAUAUGAUACAAAAUGUAUUGAAAAAGAUCUGAAAUUAUUGUAAAAUUUUGCAAGAGGUAUGUUAAAAAUGCUGAAAAAUAUUGAAAACAUUAAGAAAUGCAGAAAAAACACUUGUUAACCAUACCAGGCACAAAGAAUUUGGGUCUCAUACCUGUUGUGUUCAAAAAUAGAUGGUUAGUUAGAACAUUGUGACUUUCAAUGUAUAUACAUAUCAAUCUGUAUCAACAAUGAAAUAAAGAAAUAAUGGUAAGAAAUAAACAAUUCCAUUUAGGCACUUUAAACGCUGUAUCAAAGUAGAGAUGAUUUUAUUAGAACAACUGCAGUUAUUUAUUCUUAUUAUGUUAUAACAUAUCAGUGUAAUUGUGUAGUGUUGGAAGGUUGUAGGGUUCUCAAAAUUGUCACCAUCCUAUCGGUGUGUAUCUAUGUACUUUGUGCUGUUGUCUUUCUUAUGUAAUGUGUGUUUUUGUACACAUUUGUAUUUUAGCAUAGUCAUGUUGGUUUAGGAAUUUUAGAAUGAUGUAUAAAAUUCUUUAUAUGAUGCAUAAUAUGUCUUUUUAUGUUGAACCUUUAACAAACUGUUUUAAUCCACUUUUUUUAAUAACACAAGGACACAUGAUGAUAAUUAUGCAAUAUCUUAUCAAAUUGAUAACUCUUAUAUGUCAAUGUAUGUUAAACUUACUUCCUACUGUUUUGUUUUCAUGCAGUUGUUUUAUCUCUUCUGUAAUGCUAAAUCUGAUCUUGCUGUCUUUAUGUACCAGGGACUUGUCAUUUAUUUGUGAAUUAUGUGAAUACAAACAAUUGUAACAACUUGAAAAUUGGGCAAUAAAUUGUACACAAUUGA